This is a messenger RNA of Puma concolor (puma), 552 nucleotides long. Lineage: Eukaryota; Metazoa; Chordata; Mammalia; Carnivora; Felidae. The record is from RefSeq and is a predicted model, not a curated record.
AUGCCCUUGAAUCUAUACCAGGUCUCCAUGGCCAGGGGUCUGAUAACUCUGGAGGAACUACAUCAGCAGGUGUUAAAAGGAAGGGGCAAAUUCGCACAGGAUGUCAGCCAAGACGACCUUAUCAGGGCUAUCAAGAAGCUGAAGGCGCUCGGCACCGGCUUUGGCAUCAUCCCCGUGGGUGGCACCUACCUCAUUCAGUCUGUUCCGGCUGAGCUCAAUAUGGACCACACGGUGGUGCUGCAGCUGGCGGAGAAGUGUGGGGGGUUGUCAGUCUACCCUACGGGGGCUCCCUUGUCCCAGAGGAUUCUUCCUCCCCGUUCCCUCCAGGAACACCUGCUGAAGGAAGGGCUGGCCUGGCUGGACCUACAGGCCCCCGGGGAGGCCCACUACUGGCUGCCCGCUCUUUUCACGGACCUCUACUCCCAGGAGAUUACAGCCGAGGAGGCCAGAGAAGCCCUCCCCUGACUCUGGGAGCGCCCGGGGGGUGGGGGCCCGGCAGCUGGCAGGGAGAGGAGGGGAGAGCGGUUGGUGAAUAAAACCCGAACAACUUUG